This is a messenger RNA of Aspergillus pseudonomiae, 1141 nucleotides long. RefSeq lists its product as uncharacterized. The coding region runs from base 424 to 1020 and encodes 198 amino acids. The record is from RefSeq and is a predicted model, not a curated record. The transcript has 4 exons. Lineage: Eukaryota; Fungi; Ascomycota; Eurotiomycetes; Eurotiales; Aspergillaceae.
UUCCCUGCCCAAGGGACCGUUUCCUUUCGAGAAAGGAACUCAAGAAGACUAUACAACGAUUAGGGCUAGGAAAGAGAUACAACCCUCAGAACUCAUCUGUCUCAGAAUCGCGGCCACCACCACACUUUCAACAGCCACGAAAUGAAGGUAGUCCUACACGAUACGCCACUGACUCAACUGAACCACACUUUAGGCACGGAAAAUGUGGAAUAGCCGUUCUAGAACAAAGGCUGCACCAGGGGUCCUGCGAAGCCGAAAGACUGACCAUCUCAGGACCUCCAUUAAGAGUCAUGAUAUAGUCUAUUUAGACGUGAAUAUAAAACCCUACAGCGUACCUUCAUUCUCAAAACAUUCUUUCAAUUCAAACAAGUCCCGGAGACAUAGUCAUUCGUUUAUAAGUCUUUCUUUUCUACAUCUAUCAAGAUGAAGUUCUUCAUUCCCUGCAUUGCCGCUAUCUCCGCCACUGGAGUGCUGGCCGCUCCAACUCCCGAUGCCUCUCUCGAAGUUUCCCUCGAUAAGAGGGCUGAUCGCGGACAAUACACCGUCUCUGGCCUCGGAGCCCGCAAGAAGGCCAUCAUCCAAGCGGGCGGUAACUCCCUUGAUCUCGCCAUUGCCAUGCUCGAAAUUGAGGAUAUGAACACCGCCCACUACCCCUACGGAGACAGCAAGACCUACGACGCCGCCAACUUCGGUCUGUUCAAGCAGAACUGGGGCUUGCUCCGCGAGUGCGCCCACCGCUACGGCUUUAAGGGGAAGUCGGAAGCCCAAUGGAAUGAUGGAGCUGUCAUGAACUCGAACGUCUACGCCGACGUUGCCUCACGCUGGGAUUGCCAGAACUACUACGGCUACGAUAAGUGGUUCGCCGGACACCGCAACGGUGCUUCUGGUCUUGCUAACCCCAACACUGCGGAUAUCAAUACCUACAAGUCCGCCGUCCAGUGGAUCCAGCAGCAGAUUGACAGCAACGAGAAGUACAAGUACGAUGAUACUCGCUUUUGGGUCAGCGUCGUGGCUAUCUAAGUAUAUGUCUUGGUGGGAUCUGCAGGUUUCUGUGAACUGUAUUGGUUGCAAUAGUGACCUCGCUCUGUUGUAUACUUGUCUUCUCGUUGUAGCUCUUGUGCCGUUCUUUGGGGUAUUAUAG